AUGGCAUCCCCUCGCCCUGCCUCUCCUCUCACCUCCGGCGCCGAGUCAGGCCCUGACGCCAAGUCCCCUGGCUCCGGCUCCGGUGCUGCCGCCACUGGCUCAUCCGUCGGCCACCACAAGGAGUCCCUGCGGAAUGUUCGCCCCAGCUCGACUCGCUCCGCUGGCGCGGGUGGUUCGUCCGGCACGAUGCUGAAGCUGUACACCGAUGAGAGCCCCGGUCUGCGCGUCGACCCCGUUGUCGUCCUGGUGCUGAGCCUGGGUUUCAUUUUCUCUGUCGUUGGCCUGCACGUCAUUGCCAAGAUCACCCGCAAGUUCUCCUCGUGA
Molecule: messenger RNA, 324 nt
Organism: Penicillium riverlandense
Lineage: Eukaryota; Fungi; Ascomycota; Eurotiomycetes; Eurotiales; Aspergillaceae
Product: SEC61-beta family protein
Exons: 4
Coding region: 1-324 (107 amino acids)
Biological process (GO): intracellular protein transport
Cellular component (GO): Sec61 translocon complex
Source: RefSeq, a predicted model, not a curated record